Molecule: messenger RNA, 996 nt
Organism: Aspergillus nidulans FGSC A4
Lineage: Eukaryota; Fungi; Ascomycota; Eurotiomycetes; Eurotiales; Aspergillaceae
Exons: 2
Coding region: 1-996 (331 amino acids)
Source: RefSeq, a predicted model, not a curated record
AUGGCAACCGAAACCCAUCCCAGCGUGCAGCCGGAAUCGGUGUCCCAAUACGCUCUUACAGAGUCCCAGAAAGCCCACUUCCUCCAGCACGGCUACGUCGUGAUCCCAGACUGCUUUUCGCGCGAAAAGGCACUCUCAUGGACGAAAGAUGUCUGGAUCCGUCUUGGGUACUCGCCGACGGACAAAUCCACCUGGACAUCAGAGCGUAUUAACAUGCCACACCAUCGGGAGGAAGCAGUUCGUACGUUUGCGCCCAAGGCGUGGGCCGCGAUCUGCGAGCUCUGUGGGGGGGAAGACCGAAUCUCUGAGGAGUUUGGUAGCUGGCGUGACAGUUUGAUUGUGAAUCUGGGGUUGCCGGAAUAUGAAGGGAUGAAGAAUCCCGAUCCGAAGGAGCUGGAUAACUGGCAUGUUGAUGGAGAUUUCUUUUGGCAUUUCCUCGACUCUCCAGAGCAGGCGCUGCUCGUUAUUCCGUUGUUUUCGGAUAUAGCGCCAAUGGGAGGGGCGACUAUGAUUUGUCCCGAGGCUAUACCACUGAUGGCGCGGUAUCUGUACGAGCACCCCGAAGGCGUAUCACCGUACAUGGUUCCUCGAGGCGAAGUCCAAUCCCAAAACCCAGAUGCUGAACCUGGCCUAUCCUUUUACACAAACUUGGUCCAGAAAUGCACGGACUUCCGCGAGAUGACGGGAAAAACAGGCGAUGUAGUCCUAAUGCACCCACUGAUGUUACACUCUGCGUCGCGGAACAUCCUCCGGACUCCGCGCAUCAUCACAAACCCACCGGUUGCUCUGAAGGAGCCCUUCAAUUUUGACCGAGACGAUCCGAGCAAGUAUAGCCUGGUCGAGAAAAAGACGCUUUUGGCUCUAGGUAAGGACCGAUUGAAGGGGUGGAAGAUUACGACGGAGAGGGAGAGGAUUGUACCGGCGCGCCUGAAGAGGUUUCAUGAGAUGAAGAUCAAGGAGGAGGAGCGGUUAAGGCAGGCGGAAGUGGGUGUGUAG